Messenger RNA from Sorex fumeus (smoky shrew), 2058 nucleotides. RefSeq names its product aarF domain containing kinase 2 (gene ADCK2). NCBI's taxonomy places the organism in Eukaryota, Metazoa, Chordata, Mammalia, Eulipotyphla, Soricidae. Gene Ontology annotation, cellular component: mitochondrion. The record is from RefSeq and is a predicted model, not a curated record. The transcript is spliced from 8 exons. Bases 209 to 1978 code for a protein of 589 amino acids.
AACCUUGGUGGAAAGCUGAGCGCGGGUCCCGUUUGGGGAAAGCUGAACGCGGGUCCCCGCUCGGGAAACGCUCGGCGCGGGUCCCCUUAGUGGAACGCUCGGCGCGGGUCCCCGUUCGGGGAACGCUUCGGCGCGGCCGGGAGCGCGGCCACAUGCCGCAGCGUGAGUGGGGGGCAGCCAGGCUCGGCCGCGGCGGGUCCCCGCGAGGAUGGGGACCCCGUGGCGCGUGUGGGUCCGGGCGUGCGCGUGGCGCCUGAGGCGCGCGGGGCUCCGCGAGGAGCUGUUCUGCACCGCGUCGGGGCCCGCGGGGGGCGCGCGCCGGGACCGGCUCUGUUGGCUACUGGUGGGCGCUUUCCCCAGACUCCUCUGGGCCCCCGGGGAGCCCGCGGACGGGGGUCCCGGGCGGCCGGGCCCGCAGAGCUGGAGCGAGUUGGCCGGGCGGGGGCCGUCGGGGCGCGGCUCCCUCGAGCCGUGGCCCGGUUCGCUGCUGCGGUACCUCCGGAUCGGGCUGCGGGCCGCCAGCCUCCUGCUGAGGUUCUUCCCGCUCCUCGCCCUCUACCCCCUCACCUACCUGGCGCCCGGCGCCACGGGCCUCUGGCUGCAUCUGCUCCUCAAGGCCACGGAGGCCGCGGGCCCCACCUACAUCAAACUGGGCCAGUGGGCCAGCACGCGGCGGGACGUGUUCUCCGAGGCCUUCUGCGCGCGCUUCUCCAAGCUGCACGUGCGCGUCACCCCGCACCCCUGGGCGCACACCGAGCUCUUCCUGCGCCAGGCCUUCGGGGACGACUGGGGGAAGGUGCUCCGCUUCUCCCAGCGGGAGCCCGUGGGCUCGGGCUGCGUGGCUCAGGUGUACAAGGCGCACGCGGACCCCGGCUUCCUGGAGCAGAAACUCCCUGGCCGCAGCCCCUGGGGCCCGGUGGGAAGCCUGGCCGACCAAUCGUUGAUAGAAAGACUGCUCCUGCCCCGGACUGCGCCGCUGCUCCCACCCAAUGCAGUUCCGGCUCAGCCCCCGGAGCCCGUCCACCAGCCUGAGCAAGCCCACCUCAUCCCGGUGGCAGUGAAAGUGUUGCACCCGGGCCUGAUCUCUCAGGUGCAGAUGGACCUGCAGCUGAUGAAGAUGGGCAGCCGAGUGCUGGGCCUUCUGCCGGGAGUCCAGUGGCUCAGCUUGCCUGAGAUCGUGGAGGAGUUCGAGAAGCUCAUGGUCCAGCAGAUUGACCUGCGGUAUGAGGCUCGGAAUCUCGAACAUUUCCAGUGCAACUUCCUGAACGUGAAUUCCGUCAAGUUCCCCACCCCUCUGCGGCCCUUUGUCACCAGGGAGGUCUUGGUGGAGACUUAUGAGGAGAGCGUGCCCGUGUCCAGCUUCCAGCAGGCCGGGACUCCGGUGCCCGUGAAGAGGAAGAUUGCACGACUUGGCAUCAACAUGCUGCUGAAGAUGAUAUUUGUGGACAACUUCGUCCACGCCGACCUCCACCCGGGGAACAUCCUGGUGCAGGGCGCCGAGGGCUCUCCCGAGGGCCAGGGGUCCCCGCUGCCACCUGCCGCCGCCCCCCACCCACUGCGCCUCGUGCUGCUGGAUGCGGGCAUUGUGGCCGAGCUGCAGGCUGCUGACCUGAGCAACUUCCGGGCCGUCUUCACGGCCGUGGCCUUGGGCCAGGGUCAGAGGGUGGCCGAGCUCAUCCUGCACCAUGCCCGGGCCAGCGAGUGCAGGGACGUGGAGGCCUUCAAGGCGGAGAUGGCCAGGCUGGUGGCGCAGGCCCGGGAGAAGACCAUCACCCUGGAGAAGCUCCAAGUCUCCAGCCUCCUGUCCAGUGUCUUUAAGCUGCUGAUGACUCACAAGGUGAAGCUUGAGAGCAAUUUUGCCUCCAUCGUGUUUGCCAUCAUGGUGCUGGAGGGGCUUGGCCGCUCACUGGACCCCAAGCUGGACAUUCUGGAUGCCGCCAAACCCUUCCUGUUGAAAGGACUGGCCGCCGCCCCCUGACCGGAACCCUGGGCCGCACUCUCAGCUGGACCGCUUGCAAACAGGGGCGUAUGUCGGGCGUCCUGUGCUUUUCCCUGGAC